Beta vulgaris subsp. vulgaris (sugar beet) is the source of this 914-nucleotide messenger RNA. RefSeq names its product NAD(P)H:quinone oxidoreductase. The coding region runs from base 124 to 720 and encodes 198 amino acids. The record is from RefSeq and is a predicted model, not a curated record. Lineage: Eukaryota; Viridiplantae; Streptophyta; Magnoliopsida; Caryophyllales; Amaranthaceae. Gene Ontology annotation, molecular function: FMN binding; oxidoreductase activity. The transcript has 4 exons. Gene Ontology annotation, cellular component: cytosol.
CCAAGGCCCCAACACUAUAAAUUUAAGGUCAUGGGCUCAUGCAUAAUAAUAGCCAACGAUACAUUAGUGGAUCCACAUAAAAAGAACAUUUUUUGAAAGAAAAAAGAAAGAGGGGAAAGAAAAAUGGCAGUUGAAAUGGAAGAAAAACCAGUGAUAAAGCUUGCAGCAAUUUGUGGCUCCCUUCGUAAAGCUUCUUACAAUCGGGGCCUUCUUCGUGCAGCAAUGAAGAUGUGUCGAGACUCCGUAAUCGAAGGAAUUGAGAUGGAAGAUAUUGACAUCUCAGAAUUGCCGAUGAUGAAUGUGGACCUUGAAUCCAAUGGCACAUUUCCGCUAGUCGUAGAAGAGUUUAGACACAAAAUUCGUGGAUGUGAUGCUGUGUUUUUCGCUUCUCCAGAGUAUAAUUACUCUUUAACACCACUACUAAAGAAUGCAAUUGAUUGGGCAUCAAGACCACCUAAUGCUUGGGCAGAUAAGCCAGCAGCAAUAGUGAGCGUAGAAGGCAGCGGAAAAAGCGGACAAUACCACCUUCGCCAAAUUGGAGUAUUCCUUGACAUUCAUUUCAUCAACAAGCCUGAAUUAUUCUUGAAUGCAUUCGAACCUCCAAAAAAGUUUGAUGAUAACGGUGACUUGAUUGAUGAAGAGACCAGGAAAAGGUUGCAGGAUGUGCUCCUAGCAUUGAGGGCAUUCACACUUCGACUCAUGAAAGGCAAAUCCUAUUAGUUUCACUACACUAUAAUUUAGAACAUUUGAUGCAAAUAGACUGAAUUAUAUGUCACGAAGCAAUAAUGGACUCAAAUGAAGAAAUUACGAGUGUUAAAUUUAGAAGUUUCACAUUGAUCGCAACUAGUCUUUUGAAUUGUAAUAUCUUAUGCUUAUUCUAUCUCUUUUUAUUAUAUACUUCCUUCAUUUCUUAA